GUUGAUUGGACAAAUCGGCUGUCGCAAUGGCGCAAUCCGCAGAGGAAAUAACAUCACCCUAGCCAUAAAACCACGACCACUACUCCGUACUUCUACCAUGAUCAACCUAUCCCAUAGAGUUCUUAUGUGUGUUGUUCAUUAAUUCUAGAACUCUCUCUCUCCGACUUCGGUUCGCUUGAUAAGUUCAAGGGACUUUCUGUGUACUUGUACGAUAACGACUACGAUACCCCGUCGAUGAGAUUCAGGGUCUUCUUACCCCACGUGCCCAUACUCAGCCAGACGUGCUCAGGAAUACGCACACAUUCACUCAGAAGUCUCGGACCAUUAAUAACGACAUUAGAAUUUGCAUUUCCCUUACUGUAUUUACGAUUUUCAAAGGAGGUACAGGUACAUGUCAUUCUACAACAAAAGAGCACUGUCCUUGAAAGCACCUGUGCCUACACAAUUAUCCCCAACCUUAAAGACUUCAUAUAUAAUUUGUAUCUGACCGGGUAUAACAAGAUGGCAAUCGCGAGACUCUUGCCUGCAACCAAAUUCCAAGCUAUUCUCGUAAACGUCUGUGCCAAUAGAUCAUAUCGUACAAGCACACAGUAAUCCUAUACUCCAACAUACGGUUCUGACUUUCGAGACCAGCUCAUAAGACGUCUAAUCGGUAGGCUGGAGGUCGAUGUAGU
This is a messenger RNA of Aaosphaeria arxii CBS 175.79, 674 nucleotides long. RefSeq lists its product as uncharacterized. Lineage: Eukaryota; Fungi; Ascomycota; Dothideomycetes; Pleosporales. The transcript has a single exon. The record is from RefSeq and is a predicted model, not a curated record. Bases 235 to 594 code for a protein of 119 amino acids.